Molecule: messenger RNA, 2881 nt
Organism: Anopheles coluzzii
Lineage: Eukaryota; Metazoa; Arthropoda; Insecta; Diptera; Culicidae
Product: putative inorganic phosphate cotransporter
Exons: 5
Coding region: 1137-2630 (497 amino acids)
Biological process (GO): transmembrane transport; monoatomic anion transport
Cellular component (GO): plasma membrane
Molecular function (GO): transmembrane transporter activity
Source: RefSeq, a predicted model, not a curated record
GUGUGCUAGAACAGGAACAGGAGGUUCACGGUUUGUUUAUCUCUUGAUGAAGCAGAUGAGCAGACCUGCUGAUGCAUUAAUGCCAAAUUAAACAGCUUCAUCGUCGCCUCAUCCCUUAACGACCGCUGAUUUACACUACACCACUGCAAGAGAGAAAAGAGAGUAAGCAGGAGGGAGAAUGUUUUUGCACGUAAUUAGCACGUGAAAGACUGAGCGAGCUGCUUGUUGUUUACCUGUCUGCACUCUACGGCAGCGAAAGAGAGAUAAAGAGAGAGAGCGCGCGCGCACGCGAUGGCUUUGUGCAACAAGCCAACGCAACAGGUAAAAUCUCCGUUGCCAAGAGAGAGAGAGAGCGAGAGCGAGCGAAUCUCAGGCCGUGUGUACGACGGUUGUGUGCGUGCAGGGCUGUUUUUUGUGUGUAGCUGGUUGCCGCGUCAGUCAUGCGUGUAUGCGGCCGAACAGCUGCUGUGUAAAAUAAACACAUCAAAAGGGACGGUAACAGGGGCACAAUUUCUAUCACCAGGCCGAGCAGAUUCGCAAAACACAUCGCCGAUGGUAGUUGCAGGAGUAGUGUAGUGUAGCAGCAGCACCACACACAGAAACCGUGUCACUUUAGUUCGUGAUUUGCUCGUUUGUUGUAAUGAUGGUGGCUUAGUUUAUUAGUUGGAUAAAAAAUGCACCGACCAAAGACGUGAAAGUGUUUUUUGGCUUCCCCCCCACCCCACUUUCGGGGGGCACCGUGCAUCGAUGUAGUGAUUUGUGCUGGGUUUCUUUGUUGUUUCUGUUCCACACUGCUUUUGUGUUCUGUGUAUCGUCAUCAUGCACUGUACAUGAGGCGCGUUCUCCACCGGGCACAAACAGCUUUAUCAUUUGCUUUAUUAAACCUCCCACCAAUACCCCCCACUACCAUAUGGCAUGAUAGUGAGAGUGGUCUGACCGCCAUACACGCGCGCACCACCCACCAUCCCAUGCAUUUCCGCUGUAGCAACGCAAGCAACGCGAAGGCUCUGCAUGACCAGCUAACGCCUGCCGCGUAACGCAUCGUAACGUGCCCAAUCGAAUCGGACCUGUAACGGCCCUCGCACACACGGGGUUGCAGCAAUCGAACCAAAGUAAAACCGCCACAAACACAAACGAUGCCAUUCUGCUGUGGUUGCUGCGGUGACGCCACGUCCCGAUACGAAUAUCGCCCGAUUGGAUUUCCACAGCAACCAAGUGGUUUCGGUGCGCGCCAUGUACAGACGCUGUUGCUGUUUUUCGCCCUCACCGUCGCGUACGCACUGCGCGUCAACCUGUCCGUCGCGAUCGUGGCGAUGGUCGACCGGAAGGCGGCCAACAAGGACUACGAGGAGUUCGACUGGGACGAGGAAACGAAAUCCGUCAUCCUGAGCAGCUUCUUCUGGGGCUACGUCGUGACGCAGAUCCCGGCCGGCCAGCUGGCGCAGCGGUACGGGCCCAAGAUACUGCUGCUGUUCUCCAUCGGUGUCUGCUCGCUGCUGGCCGUGCUGACACCGUUCUGUGCCCAUGCCGGUGGUGCAAAGGCAGUGAUUGGGCUCCGGAUAGUGCAGGGCUUAAGCCAGGGCUUCAUCUUUCCCUCCACCCACACGAUGCUGUCCCGGUGGGCACCGGCAUCGGAGCGGGGCCGGCUCGGCACGCUCAGCUACGCCGGCGCCCAGUUCGGCACGGUGAUCAUGCUGGCCGUCAGCGGCGUGCUGGCCUCCUCCAGCAUGGGCUGGCCGAGCAUAUUCUACAUUUCCGGCGCGGUCGGGAUGCUGUGGUCGGUGGCGUGGUUCUUCUACGGCAGCAACUCGCCGGCCGACUACCGGGGCAUCGCACCGGAGGAGCGCGAAUUCAUCGAAAGCUCGUUCGGGCCGCAAGAUCACAGCAGGCGCAUCGUUACACCGUGGGUAGCGAUCCUAACGUCUGCGCCGAUGAUUGCGCUGACGGUUGCGCACUGCUGCCACAACUGGGGCUUCUGGACGCUGCUGACCGAGAUGCCCACCUUCAUGAAGGAGGUGCUCGAGAUGGACAUUAAAAAGAACGCACUGCUGUCGUCGCUCCCGUACCUGGUGAUGUGGAUGCUAAGCUUCGUGUUUAGCCCGCUGUCCGAUUUCCUCAUCAAUCGGCAGUAUUUGUCGCGCGUCGCUAGCCGGAAGCUGUUCAACACGAUCGGGCUGUGGGUGCCGAUGGUGGCCCUGCUCGGGCUGGCGUUCGUGCCGAAGGGUUCGUCCGAUCUGGCGAUCGUGCUGCUGACGCUGGCGGUCGGCAUCAACUCCGCGACGUACCUGGGCUUCCAGGUAAACCAUAUCGACCUUGCCCCGAACCAUGCCGGCACAAUGAUGGGCAUCACGAACUGUGCGGCCAACAUCAUGUCGAUCAUUGCGCCGCUCAUCGUCGGGCAGGUGAUAUCGGACGCGACUGAUCCUAUUCAGUGGCGCCGAGUAUUCUACAUUGCCGCCGGAGUGUACUUCUUCGGCAAUCUUACCUUCAUCAUCUUUGGCAAGGCUGACAUUCAGCCCUGGAAUGAGUCAGAGUCGCCUAUCCCUCGCACCGUGUCCAAUGCAAACGAAACCCAAUCUGCGCGGAAUGCCCACAACACGGACGGUAACAACGCGAAUCACAGCGAUUAAAGGCAUCUCGCGGGGGCUGCUCUUGCUAGUCCAUAACACAAAUACGCUCGCAAAACACAAACCGCCCAAUCGUCAAAUCGAAAUAUCAUUCCGAGGAAAGGAACUGAGUAGAGACGGAAGUGGAUGGGGAAGAACAUUACUUUUUUACAGUCAUAUCAUUUAGUAUUAGGUAAGGAGAAACGAUUUGCAAAAAUGGGAUAUUACACUACUGAAAUCCCAAAACAGAGAGAGAACGGGAUGUAUUUUUUUAG